Messenger RNA from Ruditapes philippinarum (Manila clam), 462 nucleotides. Its product is annotated as capsular polysaccharide phosphotransferase eps5J-like. Gene Ontology annotation, cellular component: Golgi apparatus. The annotation marks the transcript as partial. The transcript has 4 exons. The record is from RefSeq and is a predicted model, not a curated record. Gene Ontology annotation, biological process: N-glycan processing to lysosome; carbohydrate phosphorylation. Lineage: Eukaryota; Metazoa; Mollusca; Bivalvia; Venerida; Veneridae. Gene Ontology annotation, molecular function: UDP-N-acetylglucosamine-lysosomal-enzyme N-acetylglucosaminephosphotransferase activity.
AUGGAUGCAAACAGAUGUCAAAUUUCUGUUAGGUUUUCAAAGCCAGUCGAUAUCGUUUUCACAUGGGUGAAUGGGAGUGACCAAGCGUUCAUCAAUACAAUGCUUCAAUACCUACCAGAAGGCAGUGAGAUAACAACUAAACGAUUCCGAGACUGGGGAAAUUUGAGAUAUGCUUUACGAUCAGUAGAGAAGUAUGCCGAUUGGAUCAACCAUGUCUUUAUUGUAACAAAUGGCCAGGUACCAAUCUGGUUAAACACCGGGUACCAUAAAGUCUCCAUUGUGAAACAUUCCGAAAUUUUUAGAAACUUAAGUCACCUGCCCACAUUUAAUGCUGGUGCUAUCGCAUGCCAUGUUCAUCGUAUACCAGGCCUCUCUAAAAGCUUUCUGUAUAUGAAUGAUGAUUUUUUCUUUGGCAAACCAGUUGGAUUGGAGGAUUUUUAUACCAACGAAACAGGCUUCAAA